AAUCGUUUUAUAUAAUCAGUUACGCGUCUAGUGGAUUGCGGUGCGGUUGUGUCGAAUUAAAACAAUUGUUUUGUGCAAAAUAAACUAAAAAGUAAAAAUGACAACUUAUUUCUCAUACCCGGAUCCAAGUCUUCAAGAGGAACUGAAGAAGACGGCAGAAGCGAUAGUUGUUCCCGGUAAAGGUAUCCUCGCUGUUGACGAGUCUAAUGAGGGAAUCGGUAAACUCUUGGCAUCAGUUGGAUUAGAAAACACAGAAAAUAACCGGAGAAGGUAUCGGCAGCUUCUUUUUACUACUGACGAUGUUUUAUCAGAGAAUAUAUCAGCGGUAAUAUUAUUUGAUGAAACAGUGUAUCAAAAAACCGACGAUGGAACACCCUUUAUUGAUUUAUUAAAACAAAAGAACAUCAUACCUGGAAUUAAAGUGGAUAAAGAUGUAGUGCCGCUUUAUCUGUCUGAAGAUGAAGUGACAACUCAAGGUCUCGAUGAUCUCGCUCAGCGUUGUGCUGUAUACAAGAAACUAGGAUGUCGCUUCGCUAAAUGGCGUUGUCCACUAAAGAUUGGGGAACAUACACCUUCAGUGCAAGCAAUACAAGACACCGCACAAGUUCUUGCUCGGUACGCCUCCAUCUGCCAAAGUCAAGGAUUAGUACCUAUUGUCGAACCUGAUGUUCUUUUAGACGGAAACCAUGAUAUUGUGAGAACACAGAAGGUAACAGAAGUGGCACUGGCAGCGUUGUAUAAAUCAUUGAAUGAUCAUCAUGUGUUCUUGGAGGGAACAUUGAUUAAACCGAAUAUGGUAACUCCUGGACAAGGAUGUCCGAAGAGGAACACUCCAGAAGAAAUAGGAACAGCCACAGUCACAGCUUUGCUUCGAGGAGUACCGGCCGCAGUUCCAGGCAUCGUAUUCCUCUCCGGUGGUCAAUCUGAAGAUGAAGCAACUGUCAACUUGAAUGCCAUCAAUAACGUCCAGCUGAAAAAACCCUGGGCGCUUACGUUUAGCUAUGGACGAGCGCUGCAGGCUUCUGUAUGGAAGACUUGGGGAGGGAAAGACGAGAAUAUCAAGCAAGCUCAAAUGGAACUGCUUAAGAGAGCUAGGGCUAAUGGAUUGGCGUCUGUCGGCAAAUAUCAACCGGGCGACAUCACAACCGUUGCUGGUGACAGCUCUAAUUACAGCAAGAACCAUAAAUAUUAGAUAAAGCUUGUGUUACACAAAGAGAUCGCAAAAAUGUGUUUCAAAUAAAUUCGAAAAAAAAAAUAAAAAAAAAGAAUAAAUAGUAUCCU
Molecule: messenger RNA, 1281 nt
Organism: Papilio xuthus (Asian swallowtail)
Lineage: Eukaryota; Metazoa; Arthropoda; Insecta; Lepidoptera; Papilionidae
Product: fructose-bisphosphate aldolase-like
Exons: 9
Coding region: 98-1192 (364 amino acids)
Biological process (GO): glycolytic process
Molecular function (GO): fructose-bisphosphate aldolase activity
Source: RefSeq, a predicted model, not a curated record